AUGGACAAUGCCGACUAUCAGAUACCCACAUACUUCCGCCAAGCACCCCUGCUACUCGAUACAUUGGAGACAGAGACAUCUACUGUUCAGAACGAAACCGUCAGCGAGUGCUUGCCUCUCCUUGAUGGCAUCAACGACCCCAGCCGAAGUCCCUUCGAUUUCAAUGAGUUUGGAUUGCCCUAUUUAGAAAGGGAGGCGCACAUUGGAUUCCUGCAUCGGAGUUUGGAGGAAUUCCCUGCUCAUUAUGUCGGCAUUGAUGCUAGUCGUCCUUGGAUGGUUUACUGGGCCUUGGUGGCCCUUUACAUGCUUGGUGAAGACGUCUCCGUCUUCCGGUCAAGGGUCGUCAAAACCAUUUAUUCCAUGCAAAAUCCCAAUGGCGGCAUUGGUGGUGGCUUCGGACAAGAUGCUCACCAAGCUGGAACCUAUGCAGCGCUGCUGUCCCUGGCGCUGGUCGGCGGCGAAGAGGCCUACUCACUUGUCGAUCGUGGAAAGAUGUGGCACUGGCUGGGGCGGCUCAAACAAGCGGAUGGAGGCUUUCAGGUAUGUGAAGGCGGCGAGGAAGAUACUCGAGGAGCUCUGUGCGCCCUGGUUGCCAUUUCACUGCUCAACCUUCCACUCUCACUACCGCCAGAUUCUCCAGCUCGUGAUGCAGGUUUGGAAACUUUCAAGGAUGGCCUCGGGGAGUAUCUCUCGCGUUGCCAGACCUAUGAGGGGGGGAUUGCAGCGUCACCUGGAGGCGAAGCGCACGGGUCCUACGCCUUUUGUGCGCUCGCUUGUCUGUGUCUGUACGGUCCACCGCAAGAAACAAUUAGCAAGUUUCUAGACGUCGAUGCUCUGAUUUGGUGGCUCUCUUCCCGGCAAUAUGCACCAGAAGGUGGGUUUGCCGGCCGCACAAAUAAAUUGGUGGAUGGUUGUUAUAGCCACUGGCUGGGGGGCUGUUGGCCUCUGGCACAAGCAGCGGUGGGCGGUCCUCGAGACUCGGUCGGUGACAUUACAGGCGACGUGAGUGAGAAUUUGUACAGCAGCGAAGGUCUGGCACGGUAUAUUCUAUGCUGUUGUCAGGCGAAGGAUGGCGGACUCAGGGACAAACCAUCAAAGAUGCCCGACUCGUACCAUACUUGUUACAAUCUAUCCGGGCUCAGCAUAGUCGAACACUCCCACUCCUAUGGGACUCCGGACAGUGACGAUCCCUUUGGCUCGGCCUUCACCUGGCAAUCCUCGGAGGCGAAAAUCCCUAGCGAGUGGGAUGCUACUAAGAUAUUUGCCGCAGGUGCGGGCGUCAGGGAGAUUCACCCCGUCUUUGUGAUUCCCCAUGAAGCAGCAAAGGCCAUGCGUCUAUGUCAGCGCCGGCGAUGGCCCGAGCCUGCUUACCAAAUAUCCUAUAGUCCGUCGGGGUACCGAUGCGUGGUCCGGGUGAACAACCGUGAAUACCAAACUCCUACGUAUCACUCCUCGGAGAGCUCGGCAAAGGAAAAUGCUGCAUUGAUCGCCUUCAACAUUUGCCGCAACUUCUCUGCCAACGAUGGCAUGUACCCGACUGGAUUUGCCCACGGCGGAGUGAUCCAGGGCAAUCCCGUGCCCGUCGGCUCUGGUCGCCACAGCCACAACCGCAGGAGCGGAGCGGACACGUCUCGCAUGGAGUGCCGUUAUGGCGACUCAGACAGCGCUGGAAGCCGCAGUGGAGGAAGCAGCCCCGACUGGGGCGAGUCUCGCCUCUCGAGCCCAAUGCGCACGUCUCCCUCUCGUCGGGUUGUGUACUCCUCGGAUGCAGGCCAGUACAGCAGACGAGCCAUGCCACGCUACUAG
This is a messenger RNA of Fonsecaea erecta, 1806 nucleotides long. RefSeq lists its product as hypothetical. The transcript is spliced from 4 exons. The record is from RefSeq and is a predicted model, not a curated record. Gene Ontology annotation, cellular component: protein farnesyltransferase complex. NCBI's taxonomy places the organism in Eukaryota, Fungi, Ascomycota, Eurotiomycetes, Chaetothyriales, Herpotrichiellaceae. The coding region runs from base 1 to 1806 and encodes 601 amino acids. Gene Ontology annotation, molecular function: protein farnesyltransferase activity. Gene Ontology annotation, biological process: protein farnesylation.